ACCUAAACAUCGUUGUUGAUGCUUUACAAAUGUGAAGUGGAACUUCAGUUUCAGUUUGAGAUCCACUGCCUAUAAGUGUAAAAUUUUAGAUUAGUGUUCAAGUGAGUAUACGCUUGUAUAAUGUUUAAUUAAACAAAUGUGUACACAUAAUACAUUGCUACAUGUCUGCCAGUGUUUUAAUAUGUUUUACUGCAUAUGAACACGCUAACCAGCAUAUUUUAAUGCGCAAGCAACUAAACUGACCAUAAUAUUAUUCUUCCAUAAACACAGUGGAAAGGGUGUGAACAAAUUUCAUCCAAAAUAUUUGCAAACCAGCUGCUUGGGACAGGAACCAUUACCGCCUUUAAUCUAUUCAGACAGCUGGGAGUUACAAUAACCAAAGUGCAGAGACUGUAGAGAUUUAUCAGUUUGAAUCCCUAGGAAGACGAAGAACCACAAUGGUUUAGGAUGCAUCCCAUCUGAAACACAGUCACUCCUUCCUUGAUUCACUUACAAACACCUGCUAACUUUACGGUUCACCAGUGUGUUCGCAUUGCAUACAUAACUAGUCUUGAUUUGUGUUAACCCUUUUCCAGUAAGAACAGGUACGCUGAAUUAGGUACAAGCUGGUUAAUGACUCGAAAACACAGAAAAUCAAGAAAGAAAGCAAAAAUGUCUUCUUCACAGGUCAAGCCACAAUAAGCCGAAUGAGUUUUCAGCAAGAAGGUGAAUUUUCUGUACCAUUAAGCUGAUAAGGUUGCAUAUCAGCCCAACAUCAACCCCCACAAAAAACAGCAAAUAAAUAACACAUAUUAAAAGAAUGAGUAUAGGUAACCAGUUGCACACUUAAAGUCGCAUAAUUUUGGCUCGUAUAGAUGUUUCUGCAGCAAAAUGGAAAUACGUUUAAAAUUAAUAUGUUGGAAGCAACUCUCAACACUAAAGGUCUUGCUCAACAGCAACAAAUACUUGCCGGUCUACACUUGCAUCUGGAUGUGGUCCAUAGCCGGCAGCCUUUAAGACAGCAUCCUUGGUUUAGUGACAUCAGGUCCUAUUUCUACAUUACUGUAGGCUGUUGCGCAUUUUUGCUGCGUCUUCACGUUUGCAAGAAGAAAUAAUCAGUUGGAUUGUGUUGUUAUAUGCGUCUAUGGAGGUUUUACUGGAGUACCACAGGGUAUCAGGUGUGAAAACCCCGGUGGCAUUUGUGAGGGGGCGUUAAAACGUGCACAUUCCUGAAUGUGGGUCUUUAAGCCAAGCUUGUCGGCUCCCUGUGUGAUCCACAUACUGAUGAGUUGUGGAGAGUCACGCAGGCUUUGACGUCGCCUGGCUGCGGCUCCCAGCUCCCGCACUCAGCUGCACGUAGAGCACAACGUGACCACUCAUCUCCUCUACAAUUCAGCCACUUUUAACACAUCCUGGGUGCCACGUCGGAACUCCCCUCGACCGCGAUCUCUCGCAGAGGAGCAGGUCCGAGGCUAUUAGGUUGAGCCUCUUCUCCUGCUUUAGGUCCAUCGCCAGAGCUGUCAUUCGGGCUCAUCUGUGCUGUUAGCUAUGAACGCCUUCGCCUGCCUCUUCUGCCACCAUUCCUCACUUUAAAUGUGUAGCCAGGCUGGCAGAUGUCAUUAUUCAGCCCUUCGUGUCGCUGAGUCUUGUUUUUUCUUGUGAUAUUUAUCUUACUUGCACUUGGUCUCCAAAUAAUUGGUUUGCAUCUUCUUGAAGGAGAGGCUGCGGAAGGACCUGAAUGGUGUCGCAAUGGCAGCGAUUGGAAUUGGUAGGGGGAACAGCUCGCUGGAUGUAGCUGAACAGCAAUCUAACGUGUCUGUUAAUUGUUCUCCAGAGGGCAUCUUCAGUUACUUCUGAGACAGCAGCAGCCUCAUCAUUUGGGCGACCGUUUGGCCAGCACUUGUCUCCAUCAAGUCAGCACUUAGAGGAUAGUAGGUUUUGCUCUAGCCCAGUGAGUUCAGCUUUUCCUAAGAAAUCGACUGCAGCUGGUUUGGUAUCUAACGCUUUGCUGCCCCCUCCCCCUUUUCUUUUUGGGUUUUGCAUUAGAAGGGGAACCGUGGUUGCAGUCAUUAUGGAAAGCAAGCGUGAUUAACCGUUUAGUUGGGCUAUAGAACUUGUUUUUGACAUUAUCCGUUGAGGUUGUACAGCGGUGGAGCUUGUUUCAGGAGCAAUUGGGAUUCGAUCAUCUUGUGUGCCCCUUACUCAGAGGAAGCCUUCCACUCCAGGCUGGACUGGAUAUGUUCAUAUUAAGGCGAAGAUGGAUUUCGCAUAUGAACUUCUGUGGCUAUUGACAGUCAUCAUAGAGGGCAUAUCUGGACAAGGAGUAUAUGCUCCGCCUACUGUCCGCAUUAUGCAUUCUGGACAAGCAUGUAAUAUAGAAGAGUUAAGAUAUUCUGAAAGAGUCUAUACCAUACGGGAAGGAGAAACACUAGAGCUUAUCUGUCUUGUUACAGGCCAUCCACGACCACAAAUCAGGUGGACCAAAACUGCAGGAAGUGCCUCUGAUAGGUUCCAGGACUCAAGUGUUUUCAAUGAGAUCUUGAGAAUUGUGAAAAUCCAGCGACAUCAGGGAGGCCGAUACUACUGCAAAGCAGAUAAUGGUUUGGGAUCGCCUGCAAUAUGGUCGAUACGAGUGGAUGUAUACUACCUGGAUGACCCAAUAGUUACUGUACAUCAGAGCAUAGGGGAAGCAAAGGAACAGUUCUAUUUUGAGAGAACGGUGUUUCUACGAUGUGUAGCUCUUUCUAAUCCUCCAGUGAGGUACACGUGGAAACGAGGCCAAGAUAUUCUUCUUCAGGGAUCAGACAAGGGAGUUGAAAUCUACGAGCCCUUUUUUACACAGGGUGAAACAAAGAUCUUGAAACUGAAGAACCUUCGUCCUCAGGACUAUGCAAACUAUACUUGCAUUGCCUCUGUCCGAAAUGUAUGCAACAUUCCUGACAAGAUGGUGUCUUUCAGACUUUCAAACAGAACAGCCUCUCCCUCCAUUAAGCUUUUAGUGGAUGAUCCCAUAGUUGUAAAUCCUGGAGAAGCCAUUACCUUGGUCUGUGUAACCACAGGAGGAGAACCUACACCUACUCUAACUUGGGUUAAAACCAAUGGAAUGCUACCAAAAAAGGCUGUACUGAAUGGAGGAACAUUAACCAUCCCUGCUGUGACAUCAGAAGACGCUGGGAUCUAUAAUUGUAUCGCAAAUAACAAUGUUGGAAAUCCUGCAAAAAAGUCAACUACCAUUAUUGUGAGAGCUUUAAAGAAAGGGAGAUUUUGGAUUACACCCGACCCUUACCACAAAGAUGACAACAUUCAGAUUGGACGUGAAGUGAAAAUUUCUUGCCAAGUUGAAGCUGUACCUUCUGAAGAGCUUGUAUUCAUCUGGUUCAAGAAUGGACGCCCAUUAAAAACCUCUGAGAGAAUGGUUAUCACACAGACAGAUCCUGAUGUUUCUCCAGGGACCACAAACCUAGAUAUAAUUGAUCUGAAGUUUACAGACUUUGGCACAUAUACCUGUGUAGCAUCUUUAAAAGGAGGAGGCAUAUCUGAUGUCAGCAUUGAUGUUAAUAUCUCUACCAGUACAGUGCCACCAAAUCUGACUGUUCCAAAGGAAAAGUCACCUAUGGUUGUCCAAGAAGGAGAUACUGUAGAUCUACAGUGCUUGGUCUCUGGAAAACCUAAGCCUAUAAUUCUCUGGUCAAGGGCGGAUAAGGAAGUCCCAAUGCCUGAUGGAUUCAUGCAGACAGAAAGUUUUGAUGGGAUUUUAAGGAUAACGAAUGUAUCAAGAGAAAUGACUGGAACCUACAGAUGUCAAACAAGCCAGUUUAAUGGAUUUAAUGUUAAGUCGAGAGAAGCCCUUGUACAGCUUAUAGUACAAUAUCCACCUACUGUAGAGCCCAUCUUUAUGGAAAUCAGACAAGGAUAUGGACGAUCUGUCACCAUGACAUGCAAAGUGCUGCGAGCGUACCCAAAUCGAGUUUUGACAUAUGAAUGGAAACUUGGCAAUAAAGUUGUAAGGAAAGGCCAGUUUGACUCUCAGGAUACUACAGAGUAUACUGUAAACAAUCUUCAGCCGGAAAAUUAUGGAACGUACAACUGUAACAUCAUCAAUGAAGCAGGUGCUGGAAGGUGCACUUUCCUUGUAACAGGCAAAGCUUAUCCUCCAGAGUUUUAUUAUGAUACCUACAACCCUCUGUGGCUUAACAGACCUCGGACCUACACCUACAGUCUGCAAUGGACUCAAAUGAAUCCCAAUGCAGUGGACCGCAUUCUUUCAUAUCGCUUGAGGUACAAAGAGGGCAGUUUGCAACGCUGGUGGGAGCACAAUAUUAAUGUGAAUGAAAUCAUACAGAAGGGAGAACUGAUCACACACAAUCUUACAGAACUGAUUAAAGAUCAGACGUAUGAGGUUCGCCUGACACCUAUCACCAGAUUUGGAGAGGGCGAUACUGCAUCUAGAAUAAUAAAGUACAGCGCACCAAUCAAUCCACAUCUACGAGAGUUCCGGUGUGGAUUUGAAGAUGACAAUAUCUGCAUGUUCACGCAAGACAAAACAGACAAUUUUGAUUGGACGAAACAAAGUGCAGCAACCAGGACUUCAUUGUUUACUCCUAACACAGGGCCCGUUACAGAUAAUAGCGGAACUAAAUAUGGAUUUUUCAUGUAUAUAGAGACCUCCCGUCCGAGAGAAGAAGGAGAAAAAGCAAGACUUCUUAGUCCUUUGUUUAACGUGGCACCUAAAAAUCCAUAUGGAGCUACAAACACAGCAUACUGUUUGGAGUUUUACUACCAUAUGUGUGGAAAGCAUAUAGACACCCUAAAUGUUUAUCUUCAGUUGAAAGGACAAACAACACUAGACAGCCCAGUCUGGACUUUAAGUGGUAACCAGGGAAGUCAAUGGAAUCAUGCCAAUGUUAGUAUACAACCAACCACCUCCUUCCAGAUAAUUUUUGAAGGCGUACGAGGUAAAGGCAUGGAGGGGGAUAUUGCCAUUGAUGACAUUUCAAUUGUGGAAGGAGAAUGUAAAAGAAAAGACCAGCCAGAUAACAAUCCAAGAUCCUCUGCUGAUCGAAUAUUAACACAUCUAAGGCUGUAUCCAGUCAUCUACUUAACCUCUAUGUUAACCCAUCGGAGGUGACCAUGUCCUGGCAGAGGCUAGAAUGAUUAUGUAGGCACGGAGCAAGAGUCUGUGAAAAUGGAACUUACAUGUUAAAACUACCAAAGAUUCAUCCACUGACUUCUGACUUGAAAAAAAAAAAGCAUCAGAGAAAAAGGCAUCAUUAGAGCAAAAUCCGACUUUGUAAUAGUUAUGCUUAAAUAUGGCUCUGACCUAGGAGAAGAAGCACCCUACUGUUUUUGUGGUUAAUCAGAAUACCACGUCAUCUGGUUGACAUCCAUGGAAAAAAAAAGAGCUAGAGAAGUUCUUGUCAAAGCACAAAGUCAUGGCUAAAUUUGCUUCAGAUGAAUAGUGUUUGCUUGUUCCCAUGGAAACCUAAUGGCCAGCCAACAAAAACAUCAACUGUAAACAGGGUACAUGAAGAGAUGGCAUUUAUUUUCCCUCAAGAAGGAUCUUGUUGAAGAAUUUGAAAACCAUAGACUCAUAUGCCUUUUGUGCCACCUUUGCUAUAAAAAUAUCCCAACACAAAGCUGUCUCUAAGACACGUGUUCUGUUUCUCCCAUUCAUUUUUACCAUGGCCGUGCUAGAUAACUGUAUGCAGUUUGUUUCUUUCUUCUCUUUCUCUCUGUUGCUCUCUUUGCAUGCUUUGCUACUCAGAUUGUAUAGUCUGGGCUCACAUGAAACAUACACUUUUUGAAGUAUGCUUGCUGCCAUUUUAACACCUCCCUCAAGAAGUCAUUUAUUCUAAUUAGGAAACCAAACCACCAUGUUUUGUAAAAUGCCAUGGAAACCAAGUGCCUUCAAUGAAACAAGCCUGAAAAUAUUUUCAGAGAUGUAUGCAGUGCAACUAUGGGCUGUGUAGGACACUUUUAUAAAUCAGCCUAUAUGUGCAAUUUACUGGCAGAACACAAAGCUACUGCACAGCUGUUGAAAGAAGAUGAAAGAGACAUUUAAUGUAAGCCUUUCUGAACAAGACAUUUGUUAUUCAGCCUUCUAGACAGCCAUGGCUUUUAAGCAUAUGAUCCAGUGAGAAGAAAAUUCCACUGAUAUUAAAUUGGAAGUUAUACUUUGUCAGGGUUACUAAGCGUGAAUGGGAUGAUUGGAUCAAUGGUUUCUCGAGAUGUUUAUAGUGUAAAGGGCAGGAAACAUAUGACUAGUUGUCCUUGUCUGCCCUAUUCUGUGCCCAGCUGAAGGAGGCCCUUAACUCCUAGAAGGAGCAUUAGAGACAUUGUGGUAUGCACUAAUAUAUCAGGAACUGGGCCAAGAAAUCCGGCACUCUGGGAAUAUAUUAUGGAGGAGCUUGUGAGAGGACUGAGUGCCUCUGCCCUUCUGUCAGACUCUGUGCAGAUUGUGAAAUAUUAUUUUAUUACUCUAGCAGAAGAAUAAAUGUUACUUUUGCAAAAUAGGAAAAAAAUGAAACUGUAACAAUGACUUUGAACUACCUGAAUACAUUCAGCACCAUACCUUUAACUAGCUGGUUCUCCAGUGUAUGUAAACUUCCCUUAUAUUGUUGUUAAAAUUGAAGACAUUUUGCUUAAAUUAUCCAAGCUUUUAACUUCAUUUAAAUACUUUGUCUAAAGAUGGUUAUAACUAUUCUUUCUCAGCACCCUAGAUAAAAAGAGAAAUCAAAUAAAGCAAAACUGAUAUGCAAGUAAUUGGAAAAUAAACAUUUUAAAAAUAACAGAAAAAGUAAUAUAAAAAGCACAAAAUAUAGAACAACGACAAGGCUUGAAUUUUAUAUUCUGUAGAAAGAUUUGUCCAAAUUCAGUAAUACAACUGAAAUGAUUUUUUCAGCUAUCUUCAAUAAAGCCUCUUUUCAGGUAA
This is a messenger RNA of Protopterus annectens (West African lungfish), 6910 nucleotides long. It is a transcript of the gene MDGA2, whose product is annotated as MAM domain containing glycosylphosphatidylinositol anchor 2. The record is from RefSeq and is a predicted model, not a curated record. The transcript is spliced from 17 exons. The coding region runs from base 2237 to 5107 and encodes 956 amino acids. Gene Ontology annotation, biological process: homophilic cell-cell adhesion; synapse organization. Gene Ontology annotation, cellular component: neuronal cell body; plasma membrane; axon. Gene Ontology annotation, molecular function: axon guidance receptor activity; protein binding. Lineage: Eukaryota; Metazoa; Chordata; Ceratodontiformes; Protopteridae.